Molecule: messenger RNA, 6781 nt
Organism: Rhopilema esculentum
Lineage: Eukaryota; Metazoa; Cnidaria; Scyphozoa; Rhizostomeae; Rhizostomatidae
Biological process (GO): cell differentiation; regulation of transcription by RNA polymerase II
Cellular component (GO): nucleus
Molecular function (GO): sequence-specific DNA binding; DNA-binding transcription factor activity, RNA polymerase II-specific
Source: RefSeq, a predicted model, not a curated record
AUCGUAAAAUGAAUGAGAAUUUGUAACAUGCAGUCUAAGGAAAAGGGGAACGCUUCAAAAGUUCGGUUCUUUUUACCAGACUCCGUUUACAACCAUUCGCAUAAAAUAAGGUUUAUAACACCGGCUGGUCAAAUUAACCGCCAAAGUGCUUCUGAUACAUCCCCAUUGUCACUGAACAAGAAAAUCCUGAAUUUCAAAAAGGAUAUACAAAAACUGAAGUUGAAAAUGUCAAUGAACAAGGAUUCGGCAGCAGAGACAGAAAAAAGUGAGGAGUCAAGUCGAGAGAGUGAAGAAGGCAGCUCAAGUCGGUCCAACAGAUUUCCAAAAAGCUCAGACUGCUUGCCAUUUGCUCGGCAGACUGCAUCGAAUGUGACCAGAAAUGACCAAUCUAUGGACAGGGAAGCUGGACGAUCGGAACGAGCAUCAAAUUCCAUAUUUGCUAAGCCUAAUGUGCAGCCAAGAUUAUUUUUUGUUACUCCGAAUAGGCCGGUAGCACCAUCUAUGAAUUCAAAUCAAGGAAGGAUUGAAAGCAAAGGAACUACAAGCUUAAGGCCUUCAGAACUAGGCCAAGACAAUGAAAAUGGGCAUUACAGUAAACAAAACAACACUGCUUCUGUAUUGCGCAAUGAGCCUAAAAAUCUCUAUUUGAAACAGUGGACUAAUAGCUCCAAGCAAGUCCCGUAUUCAUCUUUAGAAAUUAGACCGAGAACGGAAGGAGGUAGGACACAAGAUGAAACAUACACUUAUCGUUCUGACCUUGAUAGAAACAGCUCAAUAUCACCGAAAGACCGUACCGAAUAUGUCGGUCUUCAGUCUCUAAACAGCCGGUCUCACACUAUUCCUAAUGUGCCUAGCACCCAAGAGACAAGGAAGACUGUUCUUGUUCACAAAACAUCAAGAGCCUCUGAUAAUACUGUUUCAUAUGGUGAUUCAGUUGGGGGGUUAAAUAUGACGCUAGGGGAAGGAAGAGAUACACAUAUAAGACAAGCGGAGCAUUUAAGAGUUGAUAAAACUAGAAAAUUACACUCUGAUACGACUGAAACAACUCCGGGUUACCAAUUUUUCCAGAUGAAACGGUCACCAGUGACUUAUGAUUCCGGUACAGCUUAUGAGCCAAGUAGCAAGCUACCUAGGUUGGUCGAGCGUAGCCCGGAAUCUGACGCUCAAAAGGUCCGGUUGAUAGGCAAAAAAGACUUGGCAGCUAAUGCGGACUAUGCAAGCAAAUAUAUUUCAACAAAAACUUCAUUCUCAGCUGCAGGCGACCCUACCCUUGUUAAAAACGAAAAGGGCUUUCAGCGGCAAGAAUCCCCUAGACUAAUUGGAAACUGGCAAUCGAGUAGUAAAGUUCAGUCCAUAAAUCGCGAGGUCGAUAGAGAACAGUUUUAUUUACAAAGUAAAACGUCAAGCAGCCCUGCACAAUGCAACUGUCAAGAGUGUAUAAGCUAUGGUUUGGGCAAAAAUUGCUACCCGGCAAAAAGCUACUUAGCCCCGAAGGUAGCAGAUGGUUUGAUGAAAAAGCCGAAAAGUCCCAGGUUUAGUGACGAUUAUAACCCUACUUCGAGAUAUGGUUUGUCAGAAACCAUGGUAAAGGACAGAGGCUCUUUUUACGAGCAGAGGCCGACUUUUCAUGGUGGUAGAUCGGAGCAUUUUGCUACAGGGAAUAGUCUUCAUGUACUUAAAAACAUCGACGAGAGAUCGCGAAUUUACGACAACGUGAAGAAGACGAGCAGCUUGAUGUUCUUUAGAGACUAUUCGCCAAACUCACCCCAUGGUGAUAUUAGAAAUGAAAAGUAUAACCCUCUUACUGUCUGUAUUAAUGAAGCAGACGAUGUUAAAUUCAAGCGGAAAAUUAGUGACAAGACGCAUGACGUUUGCGUGACUAAUUCCCCGAAUAGAAUUGCGGAACCCGGAAGUUUUAGUUCCAGGAACCAAGUUUCUCCGGGUCUUAUAGGUUCGAAUGGAGAUGGUUUCAGAACUAGUUUAUUGCAGUCACCGGUAUCGUCGUUACCAAAAAUGCAGAAGGCAAAUUCAGAUAAAGUGAGAAAAAGCCAUGUUAUUGUAAGUUAUUACUAUCCAAAGCAUCAAAGAGUUCUCCAAAUGGGAGACUCAAUCUCACAUUACGAGGGUGUUGAGUACCAAAUCUAUAACAAGUCUUUCGAAGUGGAGAGGGCAAUGCCAAUUGAGGAAAGGCCCGAUUUCCAGCAGCAUAGGAUCUGCUCUCUACCAAAUUCUGCCAAGAGCAUAGCUGUAGGAAUUACGUCACCCCUUGCGGGAGGAUAUGAACAAAAGGUUUCUGCUGUUGCUAGGCCAACGACAGCUGACAGUAUAACAGGGAGCAAACCGACCGUGAUUUCAAGGUCGUCAGUCGUUUCAGAAACGCCACCGAUUGCCUCUCCAUCAUCCGGAUCUUUGGAAACCGAAAGAGAAAUUGAUGAAACCGACAGUGCUCUGAGUGUCAGCGACAGUGAGGAUGAUAAUGGCAGAUUUCGUUCUAGUCAACCGGAUGCUUCGCAGGGUUCUGCAAAAGACUGGACCCAGAAGAAGUCGGGUGGUCCGAGGCUGUAUCGAUUUUUGCUUGAGCUUCUGGAGCAGCCUGAUCGAUAUCCAUGUGUUCAGUGGGUUAAUAAAGAAGAACGGAUGUUCAAGUUUUUGGACUCGAACCACGUAGCAAAAUUAUGGGGAAAGCGGAAAAAUAGACCUCAUAUGAAAUAUGAGAACUUUGCACGUUCCUUGAGGUGCUAUAAAAAUAGAGGGAUUUUGAGAAAACCACGACAGAAAUUGGUUUACCAGUUUGGAGAAGGCUGGUAGUAGAUUUGCUUAGAAUAAGGCUGUAUGUGUUAACUUUAGAUUUUGUAAUCAAGCGGAAAUAGCUGUAAAUCUAUAUUUUUAUGUUUUAUAUGAAAACUUAAUAUUCCUCUUUUUCUGUUUGGAAUAAAAACCUAAAUCAAUAGCAUCAUGUCAUGAUAUGUGUUUCAGAAUUUCCGGCUUUAACAACUAUUUUUGCCCGACGAUUUUGUUUUAGCAAUAAUUAUUAACUCAUAAAAAAAAUUAUUUUUAAGACCAAGUGCAUAAAGGCCUUUGAGUUGGGUUUUCUGUACGAAAGGCCUUUCCACCACCUUUUAUAAUAACAUUGAUAUCUUUAUAGCUAAAUUUUCACAAUUAUCAUAAUCUAUGAGUAUUGAUCGAAUUAUAUUGUUGUAUAACAAAGUGGCUAUUGAUACGUUGAUAGCAAUAGUCCAGUAGAUGCAAGUUGAGUAUUGCAUUGAUAGCAUUUCUGUUAAUGGUACAAUUGAGCCAUCUCUUACCUUUUUUAUCAAGUAAUUGAACGUUAUUUUCAUUCCCUCUUGUUAGGAUAUAUCCUAGAAGAUCUCAGAAUUUUUUUAAUCUAAAUGAAAACACCAUUAAGAGUAUAAAGCGUGCCCCUUUUAAGCGCUUGUAUCAUAAGCAAGUGUAGGUUUUACUCUUUUCAUGCCUGAGUGAAGUUAAAUAUUCAUUAAAGACUUUAAUCUUGCAGAAAAUUUCCAUAGAGUUUAAACUAGUUUUGGCGAACUCUUUUAAACGAGAAAUGUGGGUCUGUAGCAUGAAGAACUUGAUGUAACAACAUCGAGCACCUCAAUCUUCUGAUUGAAUUUUUUCUGCACAUACAAAAUCGUAUUGACGAAUUCGUUUUGAAGUCGACUGUAUUUUGUAAGGUGAUGUCUGAUGUUGUGGAAAUGUCAAGUUGUAUUAAUGUACUCUACGCUAAGGCUGAGUCAGACCACUCCCCAGGGGUGUAGUGCUGUCAAAAUAACAAGGGGGAGGGUCUUGCGCAAAACACUACGAAAAACGAUAGCAAAAGUGAAAAUUGGCUACUUUUCGGCAUUAACAGAGCCCCCUGGCACUACGCCCAUGCCGCUUCCUAUGUAUUUUUUGUAUGUAAUAAAUUAUAGCCUAAGUUUGAUUGUUCAGACUCUACUUUUACUUGAAAUUAAGAUUUGAUGUUAUCCAUAAUGCUCUUGUGAGUUUUUGAAAUUGUUCUCAUCAAAAUUGAUUUCUAGAAUGUUUUAUGCCUGAAACUAGCACUGUAUCGUCUGGUGAUUUCUUGGAUGCUCUUGAGGGCGUGAUAGUUAGUAUCAGCAAGAUAAAAUAUUUCUUUGGAAACCCCAAAUAUUUGUAAAUAAUUAUACGCAAGCUCUGACAGGAUACGCUUUCUAAGCGAUCAACGAAUGAAAUAGUUAGGCUUCAAACAAUUACUAUCAUGGAAUUGUCUAGUUUCCAUACUGUUCGACCUGAUAGUCAUAAAUAAGCAUGAUUUAUAGUCAUAAAUUAGCAUGAUUAAUUAUUUCAAGUAGAGGGUUAGGGUGAGGGUUAGGUUUAAGGCAAACUUAUUACGUCAUCAGGUCGAGCAGUAUGGAAUCUAAACAGCUCUGAUUAUCAUUGGCUUAAAAGUUCUAGCGCAACCGGCAUGCUUUGCGAUCAUAUUUUUAAAACCGGCUUAAUAUCGUACUGCAUGAAAAUAGAAAGCACGACCAAUUUCUCAAGACAGCUGCCGCUAAGCAUGCCGGUUGCGCAAGAGCCUUUAAACGCCAAUCAACAAAUAGUAUUCUUGUGUUUGAGCUGUGUCAGAGUUUGCUUGCAAAAAGUGAUUGUUGUCUUCUAAGAACGAUUAUCUUGGUCUAUACUUAUCAUUAAGCAUUUUAAAAUCAUUUAUGCAAUCCUGUGGAGGGACUUUCUUUUGAAUUUGUGGUGAUUUGUUGUUGCGAACAAUCUUUGCUGGAAAGAUCGUUAGUGAAGUCGGGUAGACAAAACAGCUGAAUAUUCACGUUUGCUUGACUUCAAUUGCUUAACUUAUUGUAACAAAUUUCGCACAGAAUAGGGUCCCUCAUAGAGAGCAGUCAGACGAUCCCUAAGUGCGUUCAGGGGAAUCAAUAGAAACCACGUUUUCUUUGACUGACAAUACCCGAGGGGCAAAUCACUGCUUAAAAUCACGUACGCUCUCAAGAAUAAUCACAAAUGAGUCGCAUUAAUAAAAAAAUCAAAUUAAUCACAAAGUAUAACAUCAAUCAUAAAAGUUACUUAAAACAAAUAUUAGAAUCCUUGCCUAAUUUUAUCCGCAUAUGUUAUUGAAAAAUUCAUUGAUACAGAGGUGGAUCCAGACAAUUCACGAUUUCGCAGUUGCAACUGUUACAUUUAUGGGAAAUGAUUUAUGUCAGAUUCUUGUAAUUUCUACAGAUAAAGUUUGAUAAUCAAGUUCCAUAUUUCUGGAACCUGUAACUUUUUAUAUCGGUAAAAGUUUCAGGAAUGACAGUUUAAUUUCCCAAUAGCGACAUCACUUGCGGAGGCAGAGAACAGAGUACAUGCAUUUGUCUUAAUGUCUUUUACAAGGUGUUCAACAGCUGUUCACUGUUUUUCAUUCCAGGCAAUUUGGAUCCAUGUUGCUAAUGCUAUUGUUCAGAAAAGAUAGCUUUUUGAUGCAUAUUCAAAUUCUUUAGAAAAAAGUUGACGGCCCACAGAAAAGAGCACUUGCAUUUGUCUUAAUGUCUCAUUCAAAGUGAUCAACAACUUUUCGCUGUUUUUCAUUCCAGGCAAUUUGCCUCCAUGUUACUAAUGCUACUGUUCAGUAAAGAUAGCUUUUUUGAUGCAUAUUCAAAUUCUUAUGACGAAAAUAGCAGCCCACAGAACAGAAAACAUGCAUUUGCUUUAAUUUCUUUUACAAGGUGUUCAACAACUGUUCACUGUUUUUCAUUCCAGGCUAUUUGGAUCCAUGUUGCUAAUGCUAAUGUUCAGGAAAGAUAGCUCUUUUGAUGCAAAUUCAAAUUCUUAUGACGAAAGUUGACGGCCCACAGAAAAGUUCACAUGCAUUUGUCUCAUUCAAAGUAAUCAAUAACUUUUCACUGUUUUUCACUUCAGGCUACUGUCACCAACCUACAAUAUUGAUUUAAUAUUUUGCUUAUGCUGCUGUUCAGAAAAGAUAUCUCUGUUUUUAGUUGUUAAUGUUUUUUUAAACUUUUGCACCUUUUUCGUUUGCAAAUCUGCAACGGUCAAAUUUUUUCUGGGUCAACCCCUGUCCUGAACUGCUAAUUUUUCUUUUUCAAUUUCAUAUGGUGUGUUGCAAAAUCGUUGACGACGUUUAUUGAGCAUGAAAUUAUUUCAGAGCACUUUUGAAUCUGAUUCAGUCUCUAAAAAAUCAAAAAUUAAUCAAAUUAAUCACCUUUAUCACUAAAAAUCAAAUUAAUCACACACAAAAUUGAUUCAAUCACAAAUUAAUCACUAGCGAUUAUUAAUCUCGUACACCAUUUUAAGAGUAAUUUGCCCCUCGACAAUACCCAUACACCGUAGCAAGUCCACCAUUGGUACCAGAUCCUCAAGAAACCCGGGAUACGCUAGUGAAGAUCGUUACGAUGAAGAAGAAGUGGACGCGAAAGAGAUGAAAUGAGGGGAAGAAGUUUUUUUCUGAUCCUCAGUCAAAUAAAUCUUUCGGUGAUUGCGCAGCAUUUCCGUUAGAUGUGAUUGGUUUUUUCUAUAAGCUUGGUGAAUUUGAAGCUUAAUUAAUUGCAUAAUUAAGUCAAGAAUUGAUUAAUUUUGUAAUUUGAUCAUAGUUGCAUUCAUUGUUUAAAAUUUUCUUUAGAUUGUUUGGUAUAAUGGUAGAAUAAAUUGAAUUUGAAAUUAUGAUACUGAAGUAAGGAUUGACAAUUUGCUCUUUCAAGUCUACAUGAUUACAGACACCAUUUGAGAUCACAUAUCCGAGCUUGAUUGACAUUUUUAAGUUUAAUCAAUCAUUCUAGGAUCUAAGAAAUAAAUA